Molecule: messenger RNA, 567 nt
Organism: Heteronotia binoei (common prickly gecko)
Lineage: Eukaryota; Metazoa; Chordata; Lepidosauria; Squamata; Gekkonidae
Product: anoctamin-9-like
Exons: 4
Coding region: 60-464 (134 amino acids)
Source: RefSeq, a predicted model, not a curated record
ACAUUGCAUUAACACCUACACGAGACCAUCCUUCAGAAGAUGCUGAUGCUCUGAUUCCCAUGCCGAACAAAUGGGAUUUUGUCCUAGUAUGUGACGAUCACAAAUCCUUCAGUACAAAGAGGAUCAAGAAAGAAGAGUUCUUGGAAGAACUGCGUAAGAAAGGAUUCAUUAUCAAGACAAUUAAAGACAAAAAGCUAUUUCAUGGGAUCCGUGCCCCAAGUUCAGCUAUCCGAAAAUAUAAGUGCCUUAUGGGUGAUUCUGACUAUGAAUUGGGGGGUCUGAGUGUACAGUCAGAAGAGCAGCACCAGGAAAUGACUUGUACAAGGAUACGUAUUGUCUACUUUAUCCUGCAGACCACAGAGAUAUCAUCAAAGCGUAUGCAAUUAUUCUUUUUCUUCACUGUUUCUAUAAUGCUGUCAGUGUAUCUUUCCCUUCCAGCUGGUAUGUGCCAGUGUGAGACUUGAGAAGUCAUGUUCUGAUUUGUACUCAGGGCCAAACUAUAUAAGAUGGUAAUAAUCUGUGACCAGAACUCUGAUCAUUUAAAAUUUCUAUUAAUAGGAUGCGUAA